CCACUCCUGGCAGAGGGAAGACAGGACCACAGUAGAACUGUUACACACCUUUACAACCAGUCCCCCAUUCAUCGCCCGACGCUUUGCUCAGGAUGUGGAUGCUUCUCUUGGGGGUCACCUUUGGAUUACUGGCCUCGUCCAGGUCAGAGCAACUUGCAGUGAAUUCUCGGAGCUGCAGCUAUGCCGGCGUGUUCCUGGUCGAGGGACAAUCCCGUCACUCCCUCACCUUCUCCUUGGCUGAAAAGGUGUGUGAGCAGCUCGAGACCACUCUGGCAAGUGGAGAUCAAGUCGAGGAGGCCUACGAUAAAGCCAUGCAAACCUGCAGGUACGGCUGGAUCAACAACGGGAGCGUCGCAAUCCUCAGACACUCGCACCAUGAAAACUGUGCAGGGAACUUGAGCGGCUUCAUUGUUCAUCCACCCACUGAAAAUGAAAAAUAUGAUGCCUACUGCUUUGAUGACAAAGUUGGGCCUGAGAAGAACUGUUCGAAACGAUUCAGUGGAUCUUUACUCUCAGAUGAACCAGCCGAGACCUAUCCAACAAUAUCAGGCGAAGCAGACUCAGGGUCCACUCUCCAGUCACAACCCAAGGAUUCCUCUGACAUUGAGGGGGGUGACACUACAGUAUCUCUCUGGAAAAUUGAAGUGACCACCUUAGUCGCCACCCCUCCCACAGAUGUGAGUGCAGAGGAUCCAGAGGCUACGGCAACUUUGGAUGAUAACCCCAUCACACCGGGGUUCAUUAUCCCUCUGGAGGACUUGGACCAGCCCACUGGAUCUGGGAUGACGCCAGGCCCCUCUGAGGAGGAAGGAGUCUCUCCGACGGCCCCUGUUGGAAAAACAGAGAAACCACAAGCUCCCACUGGAAAUGAGGAGGAGACUGGGGGCACAAGCGAUGACGCCACCAAAGAGCCUCCACAACAACCAAAUGGCAAAGGACAGGUCCGGAGUCCUGUUGAUCCGAAAUCUGACCGAAAGGAGAGCCGCGGUAAUCUGGACUGGCUGGUAAUCAUUGGGGUGAUUGCGGCAGUUGCUGCGAUUCUUUUCGUAUGUGCAGUUGUUGUCAAAAGAAACAGUUUGUGCAGCAAACGACAGACGCUGAUGAUCACGUCCAAGGAUGGCGGCGAGGGGAACGGCGCCACAGCAUUGGCCUCCAGCUCCCAGGAGCGGGAGCAGGAGAUGGUGACCCUCAUGAACAAGGAGAAGAUCCAGGAGAACGGCAACACCGAGGAGUUCACCGUCAUCACGCUAGAGGAGUCGCCGGAUAAAGAGCAGCAGGCGUGAGACGGGAGUCGUGGAGUUUGAAGGCGAAGAGGGAGAGCGCAAGGAGAAGGUGGAGAGAGUAUAUACAGACGUGGGUUGGGGGCUUCAAACACUGGAACCACUGCAAUGAAUGGACGCUGAGUGAGGGUCUAUGUGUGUGUUACUAUAGAACAAGUGUCUAACUUAAGUGUUUUGGGUCUGGAGCUGUUGCCUCUCAGAGGGGACCAGGUCUUUUCAAACCAACAUGUGCAGCAUUUAGUUUGUGCGGUGUUCCCAGAUGGGGACCCUCAUGUGGUGAUCCUUAGUUCAGACCGAGUGCUGGUCAAAAAAGUGCCGUGCAAGGUGGGGUGUCAUGCGUCGGUGCGUAGCAGGUUGUGCGAGCGCGUUUCGUGUCUUGUUCUUUGUGUUUGCGAGAGUUGUGCGCUUGCGUGUCGAUGACGGGGCUGGAGAGGCAUGGGUUUUAAAGGGAGGGGGGUGGGUAGAGGAGGGCGUCAUUUGUGACGAACAUGUUAAUUACAGAUUAUUCUCUUUGUAAUAGAAUUGGUGAAUCCUAAACUGUAGGAAGUCGAUGAUGAAAACUGUGUUAUUUUAUUUGAGAUUCUGCAGAUAGAAAAAAAAAAAGAAGAAUUUUCAUGUGUUUUGUUCUAUUCGUUUGCUGAAUGUUGUAACCUUGUGUAUAUUUCAGACGUUGCCUGUGGACUGAAGCUUGUUUUUAUUCAAUUUUCAAGAAAACCUGAGGAGUUCUACCUUAAUACCUUAAUUUAUGCAUCUUUAAGUCCCCUUUUCCUUGGUCUCUGUAUAUAAAGUACAUGUUUGGAAAUGCCUUAGCAUUAGAUGCCCACGCUUUUUUUUAUUUUUGGCAGGAAGGGGCUUUAUAUCCUCUCUAAGUAGAAGAAUGUGUUCAUUUUGAGAUUUAUUCAAUCAGAAAAAGCAACUCUGAGGUAAAAAUGAAUUUAGCAAUAUUGCUGUGGGUAUUGCAUGAAUCAGCUCGAGCAUUGUAGAAAUGUGCAAUUUGUGCAAGUUAAUAUGGUAUAAAUUUACAUCAAGUCCCUGAUGUUAUCUUGAGGAUAAGCAGAAUGAUAAUCAUGAUGUAUAUGAAAACACAGUGUGUACUUUGAUUUGGGGGGGAAACGAGCAAAAGAAAGAUUUGGAUUGUAUUUGUAGCCGAUUGAUCAUUUUGUAAAUGUGAGAUUAUUAACUUGAAUGCUAAAUAUCAUAUAUGAUAUUCAGCAUGAACUAAAUAUUACACGAAGGGGGAGCCCAUGUGCUGCAAACACUUUACAAUGUAAAAGACUUCUCAUGAGAUUCUAUUGAAAUAUCUCUGAUUGGAG
Molecule: messenger RNA, 2593 nt
Organism: Limanda limanda (common dab)
Lineage: Eukaryota; Metazoa; Chordata; Actinopteri; Pleuronectiformes; Pleuronectidae
Gene: cd44b
Product: CD44 molecule (Indian blood group) b
Exons: 8
Coding region: 93-1283 (396 amino acids)
Biological process (GO): inflammatory response; cell adhesion; positive regulation of ERK1 and ERK2 cascade
Cellular component (GO): plasma membrane; basolateral plasma membrane; macrophage migration inhibitory factor receptor complex
Molecular function (GO): cytokine receptor activity; hyaluronic acid binding
Source: RefSeq, a predicted model, not a curated record